GGUCCCUCUAGAUUCCAAUAAAAUCAUGGAAGAAAAAAAGAUCCAGCGUGUGGAAGAGGGGCAGGCAGUCCGGGAAGACAAGUUGAGGCGUUGGGCCCAACACAGAGAAAGCGGGCGUCUCCUGGUGUUAGCGGUGAGCCAGCUCUGGAUGGCAGUGGCUUCUGUACCCUUUGCUGCUAGCAUUUCUUGCCUGGAAUCAGACUGCCACAUGAAUAUAGCACUACCCCUCUGGCCAGGAGCUUCGGGUCUGCUUACGGGGAUCCUGACACUAGAACUUCGAAGAACACCCCGCCUCUGGAAGGUGAGAGCCAUGAUGAUAUUCAACUUAUUUGGGAUGAUCCUGGGACUUGUUGUUGUUGUGGUCCAGGGAAUGAAGCUGGCCUUGCGUCCGGCACAGUCAGCCUCCAACCAGUGGGUUGGCUUGCUGGUCCUGGAAUUGAGUGCAGAGGCCUUCACUCUAGGCGGAGCUCUGGUCUCUGCCUUUGCCCUCCUCCUGCUGAGCCAAAGAAAACCAGGAUGCUGUGGUGCUCGGAGACUACGCUAUCAGGAGCUACAGGAGAGCCUCUCAGAAAUGGAAGAAAUUAAAGGCACUGAAAAUAUUCCCUCUGAGCCUUGCGAAGCAAAUAAAUAAGCAAGGAAACGGGAACAGAGGAGUACUCCCAGAAUGCUUGUUGAGGAUGGACCCAAUGGUCCCUCUAUCACCCUGUGCAGACACCGAUGCCCAGGGGAAGGGAGCAGGAAUGACUCCCCUAUCCCCCACAGCUGGGAUGCUUGCUCUCUGCAUUCUCCUCCAGCAACCUCUAUUGCCUGGGAGGUUGGAAUCCAACCAGAUAUACAGGAAUGCCAACUAGGGAGGUGACCACUUCUUCAAUUUGGCUCAACCAUGGACAUGGGAUUUUCCCUUUCCCCUGCCCAGGCAGCUUUGUGCUUGGGUCUGAGGCCUCCUCCCUCAGGAGGAUACUAACUGCCCUAAUUCUUAAUCCUGUGAAAGCCCCCUUAUUGCAUCCUGAAUUCCCCUGACACCUGUUGCUAUUCUAUGUAUCUAUUCCUCCCCCAGCCAUAGUCUGAUUCAUCCAGCUCUCAAUCUAUCCCUCUCCCUCCAUCCAUUCCCUUCCAUCCUCAUCCAUUCUUCCACCCAGUUCCUCCCAUCGGGCUCCAUUAUCCCCUACAUCACAUUCCAACCCUCCACAAUUCAAUACCUUCCCCCAGCAGCCGCAACUUGCCCAACCUUUUGCUAAAGAAUAAGGAGGAAAAGAACUACAAAUCCCAGCAGAUGCCCUUACCGCUUUGCAUGCUGGGAAAUAAAGGUCCUUCUCAGUGCAACUGGGGGCGAUAUGGAUACCUUGAGUGACGCGCAGCGCUACAGAUCUGCCCAUCGCGGAGCAUCCACUUGGUUCGCUCAGACUUCGCUCGGGUCCAGGCA
Trichosurus vulpecula (common brushtail) is the source of this 1423-nucleotide messenger RNA. It is a transcript of the gene TMEM253, whose product is annotated as transmembrane protein 253. Bases 26 to 631 code for a protein of 201 amino acids. Lineage: Eukaryota; Metazoa; Chordata; Mammalia; Diprotodontia; Phalangeridae. The record is from RefSeq and is a predicted model, not a curated record. The transcript has 6 exons.